AUGACAGAACAAAUACAAUUAAACUUGGGAUGCAAUAAAAUAAUAUGGGAAAGUCAUGAUAGAAAGGAAAGAAUAUAUGAAUUACGAUAAGUUGCUCGAGAUGCAAAUUUUGUGAAAUUUUAUUGGGUUAAAGGCGCAGGAUAGCGAACUCUAAGGAAGGGUAAAUGGUAUUGCUUUACAAAUUAUAAAAUUGUACACAAAAUUUUACGGCCAAUUCUAAAUUGUUAUUCCAAAUAUAGAAGGAUCACAAAGCUUGAAAAAGAGGAAUUGAAAGUUGAACGAAUGAGGGACCCUUAUUCAAAUAUAUUAGGAAUAAUUUAAGAUGUAGGCCAUUUGGAUCAAUUUUCGAGAUAAUUUCCCUUUAGAUUUAUCGAAGUUUUGUUGGGAGAUGGGAAUACUGUAGUGCAAAUAUUCUUAAAAAAUGACUUUGCCACAGAGAAAAUAGAAAAAUUUUAGAAAGGUGAAAUAAUCUAUAUUCAUGAAUGUAAAAAGAACAUAAAUCCUUAAACCAAAGAGAUCUGGUAUUCAACUUUGACGAAAAAUACUAAAAUCAAAUUUUAUCUUUAGACUAUUCGAUAACAUGUUCGCAAAGAUAAGUUUGAAGAAAUUCUUAAGCUUAAGUCAAGAUUAGAAUUCUAAGACGAAGCAACUGGACAAAUAGAGUGA
Messenger RNA from Paramecium tetraurelia, 666 nucleotides. RefSeq lists its product as uncharacterized. The record is from RefSeq and is a predicted model, not a curated record. The transcript has a single exon. Lineage: Eukaryota; Ciliophora; Oligohymenophorea; Peniculida; Parameciidae.